UCAACUUGGCUGCCACGCCUCACACCUCGCGCUGUCGAAAAGGCCGAAAGCAUCGCAAAAAUGCUUGACGAUGGACUCACCUUCAUGUAUAUGUGUGGGCAAAGUUGAGCAAAAUAGCCAUGGGAUCCGAAGUUGCUCCCGCCUCAGUGAUUCGCCAGGCUUGCAAGCUCUUUCCCAAUGCCGAAAUACAGUCGUUCUAUGGAUCCAGAGAGACCACUGUUAUCGAGGCAGUAUCCAUUUUUUGCCUUAUACCGGGUCAUAUGGAUGAACCUAUUCGGCCCGUCUACAAGAUCAUGAAUCCCAAGAUUCGGUGCCUACUCUUUGACGAGCAUGGGAACUUUGUUGACCGACGAUUCUUCAAGAGCGGAAUCCUGGUCUUUGCUGUCGAUCCCGACCAUCCCGUCAAAAACCACCCCAGCUUUCUCAGCGCCGACCCACACGACAAGUUGGCUUCCUUUGGAUUUCUCGGCGAUGGUUCGCCUCGUGUCUGUACCAUGGACUGGGUCGAGAUGGUCAGCGAUACCGAGUUCAUCGUGAUUGGAAGGUCCGAUCAGAAAGUCAAGGUCAAUGGGGUCUAUAUCGACCUCAGCGCCCUCGAAGAAAUCAUUUCUCAGCACUUGAGUCAUGUCAUCGCCAACUGUGCAUUUGUCCAGACCUCCGAGCAGCGCACUGUGAUGCUCUAUGUCCCUGCCAUCGGCUCCCGUCCGCAAACGAGUCCCGGCGAUGUCCUCAUCAUGUGCGAGGAGCUCUUUGCCCUCGUGAACGUUGCCCAGUUCCCGAUCCACAACUGUCUGGAGCUGGAGCGGCUUCCCCUCAACGACUCGGGCAAGCGCGAUCUCAAGCAACUCAAGCUCAUUGCCGAGAAUGGCGACCAGCGCACAAAGUCGAUUGUGUAUCCAUGCCUUCAAUCAAUCAAUACUCCACUGUCCCGCACUGCCGCCAAGAUAUCCACACUUGGUAGCCAGAUCCUCGACAACCCUGCCCUCGACGGCCGCAACUACUACAUCGGCGGUGUCGGCUUUGACUCGCUGAGUGUCGUCCGUCUGGCCCUCGCCAUCAAGAACGAGUUUGAUGCUGAGAUCUCGCCGAUGAUCCUCCUGUCGAACGGAAUGACGCCGACUGAUGUCGCCCAGCUGGUUGUCGACAUCCAAGCGAGCAGACCGGGGACUCUGCCGAUUGUCGAUCUGGCUCAGGAGGUUGCACGGCUCGACGAUGCGAGUGUGACGGCUGAGGGUCUCCCUCCGUUUGUGUUUCCCGAGCCGUUCGAAGGGAUUGUGCUGACUGGUGCCACUGGGUUCCUCGGCGCAUUCCUGCUGUAUGAGCUAGCCCACAAAUUUCCCAGUGCCAAGAUCUACUGCCUGGUCCGAGCCCCGACCGAGCAGGUGGCUGUCGAGCGCAUCAUCAGCACGGCUCAGAAGUUGGUCCUCGAUCCGAGCCAGAGAGCCUUCCUUGACCACAACCUCAAGUCUCGACUCGUUGGACUGUGCGGCGAUCUGUCGAAGAACAAGUGGGGACUCUCGGACGAGCGAUGGAAGGAGAUCAGCGAGGAGACCGACAUGAUUGUCCACUGCGGCGCCGAGGUCCACUGGCUGUUUGACUAUCUCCAGCUCAAGGGACCCAACGUCCUCGGCACAGCGACGGCACUGAGACUGGCCACAACCCACCACCUGAAGCCGCUGCACUACAUCUCGACCAUCGGCACGAUCCCGAUGGCCAAGAAGGCAGACAAGCCGCUCGAGGAGACGAUCUACUCGGCCUGGAACAUCUCUGGCGGCUAUUCGCAGACCAAGUGGGUCUCUGAGCAACUGAUCAACAAGGCACGAUCGAGGGGAGUGCCAGUGACGAUCAUUCGUCCAGCCGUCAUUGCUGGCGACAGCCAGUACGGAGUGUCCAACUCUGAUGACUACAUCUGGCGAUAUGUCAAGGGAUGCAUUCAGCUCGGCGUUGCUCCCUCGCACGCCACUCCUGUCACGAUGACCAUGGAUCCCGUCGAUCAUGUCGCUCAAGCAAUUGCGGCCAUCGCAGGAUCCAGGGUGGCUAUUUUCAAGUUUGUGUUUCACAUCAGCGACUCGGAGAACAGUCUCAUUUCUGAAAACAGUCUCUUUGAGAUCAUCAAUACCUUUGGCUGGAGAGUUGUACACGAGACUCGAGAGCAGUUCAAGUUUCUUCUCCGUACCCAUCCAUUGAUCGAAAACGACAUCCUGCUCACACUCAUGCACAUCAUGAUGGUCAUGUCUUUUCAAAUCGACAACAGAAAUACCCGUGCAAUCUAUUCGAAUUCGAGUCCUCCAGCAAGAAAGCAGAUCAAACGUUGCUUGAAGUACUUGAUUCGAGCAGGUUUUCUCUCCCCGCCACUCCAGCCAGUUCCACAGCUCGAGGGUGUGGAGCAAGGGUAUCCCGAAGGCAGCGUCUUUGGCCGUACUGGCCGCAACUGACUAUCAGUUUGGGCGGGAUGAUUUGUUAGUUUGCACCAUUUUCUGAUAUGUUUGUUCAGUUUCUGCCGGAUCGGCAGCAUACAUGUGCAAGCCAUGGACCCGAUCCCGCGACGGCAACAGGCAAUUAUGAACCCAAUCGCUCGAGCGGGCUGAAAGAAUGGAUGAAAAUGUGGGGUGGCAUUAGAUUUGUGUGAAUGG
Molecule: messenger RNA, 2633 nt
Organism: Polychytrium aggregatum
Lineage: Eukaryota; Fungi; Chytridiomycota; Chytridiomycetes; Polychytriales
Product: male sterility protein-domain-containing protein
Exons: 6
Coding region: 120-2435 (771 amino acids)
Source: RefSeq, a predicted model, not a curated record